Molecule: messenger RNA, 1037 nt
Organism: Callorhinchus milii (elephant shark)
Lineage: Eukaryota; Metazoa; Chordata; Chondrichthyes; Chimaeriformes; Callorhinchidae
Product: beta-1,4-galactosyltransferase 5-like
Exons: 7
Biological process (GO): carbohydrate metabolic process
Molecular function (GO): UDP-galactose:glucosylceramide beta-1,4-galactosyltransferase activity
Source: RefSeq, a predicted model, not a curated record
CGCAGCAGAUUCACCAUGGCAACAAACCCAUCCCGCACUGCGACCGGUCGCCAUGCCGAGCGACGAUGGCUAAAACUGACUAUGUGAGGCGACUGCUUCUUUUACGUAUUAAAGAAAGCAAUUUGCGGCAAACAUUUUUGCAGAACUCGCAAGCGACGAUAGCUCGUCCGCCGCCACCGCCGCCGCCUUCCCGCCGUUGCCAUGAAGGGGGAAGUCGCCCAGAACGACUACAUUUCAUCGCGCGCAUAGGCGGCACCACGGCCCGCGUGAGCCAAUCACAGACCGGCGCCACCGCUUACGCGCACUACCAAAUCGGAGCGCCCUAUGCGCCAAACACGUACCUGUUUGUGAUCCAAGCACGCACCAGUGAGGUGCAUCGAAGCCUGGGGAAUUUCUACGCACAGGUGAUCCGGGUUGGCAUGAGGGCGCCAAACUCGUCCCUAAACGAUACUGAAUCGACAGCGUACCGGAUAAACUCGAGUGAUUAUCAGAUGGAGAUGACCACUUACCUGCCAGCAGGAUUUACUUAUCGCCCAGACCACAUUUGUCCAGAGCGACUGCCAUCCAUGAAGGGUGAGAUGGAGGUGAAUAUGAGCGAGGUGAGCAUGGGGGAGGUGUCUCGCCAGCUGGCGCGCGACAUGCAUAUCGAGCCUGGUGGAUUCUGGAGACCCUCGGAUUGCCAGCCUCGCUGGAAGGUGGCAAUCCUGAUCCCCUUCCGCAACCGGCAUGAGCAUCUGCCCAUCCUACUCCGGCACCUGCUGCCGAUUCUGCACCGCCAGCGGCUGGAGUUUGGCAUAUUUGUUGUGGAGCAGGCGGGUAGCCGACUCUUCAACCGUGCAAUGCUCUUCAAUGCGGGCUUCAUGGCUGCACUGCGCUCAUACUCCUGGGACUGCUUCGUGUUUCACGAUGUGGACCAUGUGCCUGAGAAUGACCGUAACUACUACGGGUGCAGCGCAAUGCCUCGCCACUUUGCUGUCAAGCUGGACAAGUAUGCCUACAAGUUCAGGACCUUGUCCUGUACCAACCACGGCGACUGA